AAGGAACCUGCUGGGAGGAGCUCAGGUGUGCAAGAGGGCCAGACAAGACCUGGAGUCGGACAGAGGACUAAUCCAGCUGGAGAGGCACUUCUUAGCAUCGACAGCUCCGGUCAUGUUCAACUACCUGGCAGUAGAGGUGAGACCCCAGUUCCACCGCGGCUUUGGGAGCCAGCAAGGGGUGUCUGGGCCUCUGAAGAGCCGCCUGGAGCAGCUGAAGAAGCCGUGGUGGAGGGAGCCCACCCCGUUGGUGCUCCAGCACAGUGAAACAGCCAGGCUGGCCAUAGACGCCUUUCUGGAGCAGGGGGAGCGCGGCUACCUGAGUGCCAUCGCCGAGGAACGGGAGCUGCCGUUUCUUUCCACCCUGGACAUGGAAUAUAUGAGCCAUCAGAGGAACCAAAGCUUUCCAGAUCCCAGUGCAAUGAAGGACAAAGAGGCUGACCCUGGCGAUGCGGACACUGGAGACAGGUCCUCCCUUGACUCUGAACUAACGUCUGGCACCUACUUUCCACUCAUGUCUGAUGUGCACCCUCCAGAGCUGGAGCUGGGGUGGCCUGGGACGCCGCUGCUCACGGUGACUGGCCAUACUCAAGCCACUGUGAUUUUCCAAAGAAACAAAGCUAACAGCAUUAAGGAUUUGCUCCGGUCUCUGAUCAGCCGGGCGCGGACGGUGAUAGCAAUUGUGAUGGAUCUGUUUACAGACAUGGAAAUACUGUGUGACCUGCUGGAGGCCUCAAGCAGACGGCACGUCCCUGUUUACCUGAUCCUGGAUGAAGAAUACUUGAAGCAUUUUGUGGAAAUGUGCAAUAAAAUGGCCCUUACUCAGGACAACUUCCCAAACAUGCGCGUAAGGUGUCUCAGCGGAGACACAUACUACAGCAAAGCGGGCAAGAAAUUUGCAGGCCAGGUUCUGGAGAAGUUUAUCCUCAUUGAUUGUGACCAAGUUCUUGCCGGUACAUACAGUUUCACCUGGCUUUGCAGCCAAGUCCACACCAGCCUGGUGACCCACUUCCGUGGUCAAAUUGUUGCAGAGUUUGAAAAGGAAUUCCGGUACUUGUAUGCAGAGUCCAGAGCAGUGACCAGCUUCUGCGUGCCAGAUCCUGGAACUUGCCCUUCUUCUCAGAAUACCUCAAAAGUUGCUGACUCUUUUUUAAAACCUGCACAGGUGAACGAUGCUGAAACCUUGAGCCCCUCCAGCAGCCUUUCCAAUGUAAGUGUAAGAAGCAUAAAAAUGUCCCCCUUUCUGAAAAACUCUGGUUGCAACAUACACCAGGAAAAGCAAGAUUCAAACUCUGAUUCUAGUAAAAAGAAGGGGAAGGAAGACACAUCUCUGAAGCUUCCUUGCCCUAAGCAGCAGGGAGAACCACCAGACUCAUGGAACAAUCCUCCAAAUAAAUCCACCCCGGCCUUGUACCACAAAUCACACCUCCUGACAGCAAGGACUUUCUUGCAGCCGGAGACUUCCCCUGCCCUGAGCUCCAAUAAACCUGGUUAUCAAGGAGACGACAAUGCUAACAGCAGCCACUGCUCCCCACCAGGACAGGAGCAGGCGUUGCAGUCCUUUUCAGAGGGUGCCAGUAGCAACGGAACGAGCGCGAAGCAGAAAGAGCCUGCUGCUGCCUCAAGGGAACCGACAGCAGAAAAUGACACCACUUUUUAUGGGAUAGAAAAAAGACAGAGUCCCGGAUAUGGAAAAUUGGACCUGCUAUCCCCAUACAACCCCCUAAAACGAGAUAAAAAGCCCGUAGUUCCUUACUAUGACAGACUCACUGAGGACGUGCUGAUGGAAAAGAACAGCGCGUACGGGGCUGAGAAGAGAAUGACUCUUGGGCACAGUAAGCUGGAUCUGAUCACCAAGUACAACAAGUUGAAAUCUAAACACAUACACAGUCGGUUCGAACUCUGA
This is a messenger RNA of Tauraco erythrolophus (red-crested turaco), 1903 nucleotides long. It is a transcript of the gene SACK1C, whose product is annotated as scaffolding CK1 anchoring protein C. The record is from RefSeq and is a predicted model, not a curated record. Gene Ontology annotation, molecular function: protein kinase binding. Lineage: Eukaryota; Metazoa; Chordata; Aves; Musophagiformes; Musophagidae. Gene Ontology annotation, biological process: signal transduction.